CGACAAGAAGUGGUCAACAAGCCGACACAGCUGAUUGGAGAGAGACCACACCAAUCAUCACCGAGGGGGAGAAGCUUGAUCCACUCGAAAACAGAAGAAGAACCAACAAAAGGAAGGGACAGUUAUUCGAGUCAAGCAACACACUCCUCUUAACCAUCAGUAAUUGUUCAACUUUUCGGUCCUGCCAAGCACCAUCGACCAUGUCAAAAAGCUACCCUUACCAGGCUCGGGCUAUGAUGAGAUUCAAAGCCCAGGAUGGUCAGUUCGUCCUAGGAAGCAAUCAGCUCGUCACAGUCACUGGACAAACCGAUGACGAAGGCGAUUGGCUCGACGUAACUGACCAGGAUGGCCGAUCGGGCUCAGUGCCUGCUGGAUUCUUGAUCGAAAUCGAACCAGAGCACCCUCAUCCAGCACCUCUCCCCUCAAUCCCUCUUUCUACCUCUGAUGACCUUCAAGACCGAUCCCCAAACCCUCCUAAGUCGACCAAUGAUGCAGCCGGGCCUGUCAAAACUCCUUCGCAACCCCACCUAACAGAUAUUCCUGCUUCGAUCGAGAGGUCCCCAUCGGAUGGUCGAAUCGCCCAAAAGCCAAUUUCUGAUGCUUCUUCAAUUGUUCCUACACCACCCCCUGUUGGCGAAACUAGUCCGAAAUCGUCCAAUGACCUUGUAGAGUCUCUCGAACCCGCCGCCCAACCUCAAACGACAAAAAUUCCUUCUUCGAUCGAAAAGCCCUCAUCCACUGAUCCGAUCUCCUACAAGGCGACCUCUGAUGCUUCUUCAAACCUUCCAACGACACCACCUGCUAGCAAACCUAAUCCACUUCCUGCCAUGGCGUCUCAUGAUCCACCAAAUUCUCAACCAUUGUCCACUCCUUCCAAGGCUCCCCCCACACCUGCCGCCAAGCCAAAUGCAUUACGUGAUCGAAUUGCCAUGUUCAACAAACCUGCCCCCGUCGCUUCUUCUCCACCGCCUAACACACGCCCUAAACCCCCGAUAGCCCGUAAACCAAUGAAUAUUCCGCCCCCCGCUCCGCCGAUCGAAGCUGCCCAGGACACUCAAUCAUCAACUCCAGCACCUCCUCAGGAUGAACGUACUCGUUCGACUGAGCCAGGUGGAAUGUCGGCGGCCGACGCAGAAGAAUCUGUCAAGGCAGGGGGUUCACUCAAAGACCGAAUUCGAUUAUUACAACAGCAGCAACAGCAACAAGCCAUGGCUGCCGAACCAACUCCAACUGCUCCCAAACCUAAGAGAGAAUGGAAACGGCCUCCAGCAGCACCUGCGGAUGAGCCAAAUCCCGUGGUUCCUAUCGUUCCAUCCGCUCCCCAAGAAAUUCCAACUGCCGGAGAAAACAUUUCCGAUCUUGACAGCGAGGCUGUGCCAGAUUCAACUGAAGUGGAUCCCAUCGAUGCAGUAGAGGAAGAUGAUGAGGUUGCUAGGCGUCGAAGAAUUGCCGAGCGAAUGGCUAAGUUGGGUGGUGCUAGAAUGGGGUUUGGCUUUCCCGGUCCAGCCGUGCCUCCAAAGCCUUCUCUCCCCCAUCACUCCUCUGAGGGCUCAAGCCAAGCUCCUGACGAACCAUCUAAGGAAGAAUUCUCAGCGUUACCUCCAGAGAGAAUCAUUAUGCCUACUAUUCCAAAACGAGCUGCGCCACCGAGACGAAAGGCUCCUGCGCUUUCUAAAAGUCCCUCGGCCGUAGAAACUCCACUAGAUGACCAACCAAAAUCUAUAAACGCGCCCGAUGAUCAAUCUAAACCACAACCGGAAGAUAAGCUGCCAAAAGAAGAAGACGAUGAUGGACUGCGGGUUGUUGCAGACUCGUCAGCUCUUGCUACCGAGCCUAGUGACAACGCCACGCAACUAUCUGAUGAUAAUUAUCACCCUCCUGCUAUGAUGGGUGAUGCAAUUACACAAAGUCAGGAGGAUUCCACCCCCGACGAGCUUUCUGAAGAACCUGUCCAGGAUUUGGAGUAUGUGCCAAUUCCUUCUGAAAAGGAUCCCAGCGACGAUCACAGCACGAAUGAAUAUCCGUUGCCUCAGCAAACUGAUUCAUCAGAUGAACCCACUCAGGCCGUUCGGCAAAGCACAAUUGGCUCAUCGUCUUCAAUCGAACCAAACCUACUUCCACAACUCUCUCAUGAAGCUGACCGGUCCCAUGAGGAACCUGGCCACCAGCUAGCCCCUUCGGACAAAAGCCUGGGUCGUUCAUCAUUCGAUAAUGACAUGCCAAGCACUGAGCAAAAGCCUCACACAAGCGGCGUUUCUUCAUUGGGACACGCCCAAGAAAAACACACCAUCGCUCCUCAGGUAUUGGACCCCCCAGCGGACCCCGAUGAACAGUCGCAUGAUUCAAUUGACACCCGCACUUCGUCAGCGAGGCCUCCAUCUCCAGCAAAGUUCAACGCACUUGAAGAAGAAAAGCAUCCUCAACCCCCACUUCCUUCAACCAGAUCUAUGUCCACCUCCAUGGCUAGUGAAGCAAUUGGAGCGGGACCGCUGUCCCCUGUACUAGAUUCAGAGGUUGAGCCCCUUUUGGCUGCCCACAAAUCGGAUUCACUGCCACCUAUCGCCGAGCCGGUAUCCUGUUUAUCUACUGUGCCGCCCCCUCAGUCGUCUAUCCUAACCAGUGACACCCAUCGUCCGGAUCAUGAUCAAGAUGAAGGCGAUGCGCUUGCACCACAUGCAUUGGACACUCAGCCGACCAGGGCUCCAGCGAAUGCCGAACCAAUCUCAGUCGAUGCCGUUUCGGCGACAAUUCCUAAGGCGGAUUCAACGGGUGAAGCGAUCAACCAAGGGGCCUUAGAAUGCACACCGACUGAAGAUGAAGAUGAAGAAGUUUGUCGCCGACAAAGAAUUGCCGAGCGUUUGGCAAAGAUGGGAGGAAGAUCGAUGAUGGGUGGUGCCAGUCCGCGUCGUCCGCUUCCUGAGCCUCCAGUAGUUCAGCAUACAUUGACCACUGAAGAUGAAAGCUUGGACACAAUGGAGACACGUGAAAACCCUGCCGAAGUGGUCACUGAAGACAAUCAAAUUGAGAAUGUACCUGUUGAUAACACCGAGGAAGAAGAAGACGAAUCUGCUCGGAGACGCCGAAUCGCUGAGAGAAUGGCCAAGAUGGGUGGCAGGCCAAUGAUGGGUGGCAUGGUGUCUAUGUUUCCCCAACAGAGCCCAGGAGGUCCAGCCAGCGCGCCUAAAAGCACAUCGACUGCAAAUACAGCACCAUCUCCUGCUCAGCCUACCCGAGCCCUCCCACCUGCUGCCCACCCUCAAAAAAGUAACUCUAUCGAUUCCAAUUCCGUUCCUUCUCCCCCUCGGCGCGCGGCCCCAGUGCCCACAAUUCCUGACCCCACUGACAGACCCGAGGAGUCUCCUCCGAUCCCACCCAAUCGACCUCGAAUUCCCUCAACAUCCCAGGUCGAGAGCGAAGGGACACAUUCUGACCGUUCACCAGGUGCGAUGUCGUCUCAUCGCCCACGGAUUCCCAACGCCUAUAGCUCGCCAAAACGCUCAAGUAUUCCUAGUCAAGGUCGACUAGCAGACGAGCAACUGCCUAAUCCCGCUGAGACCCAUUCCGAAGAUCUCGCUAAUGUACCUUAUGAAAAUGCUGAGCUGUUACCCGCAACACCACCAAGACGCAGCAUUCCUAAGCUUCCAACAGCCCCCCUAGCUGUUUCAGUCCUUGGAAGUUCAGACCAAAGGGUGGUUCCUACCGAAUAUAUGCCAGAGGAACCCAUUGAGCCGGAGUCCGAUCCUGGCAUGGGGCAGACUUUAGACCCUGAGCAAAUAUACAGGGCACCGCGGGGGGACUUGGGGUCCGAGGAAACGACAGAGAUGGGACUUCCAGUUCCAGCUCACCAUCAGAUGGACAGGAUGAAUUCUUUCAAGGCGCGGGACCUUGAUAUUGCAUCGGAACGAUGGUGGCGCUUAAGACCUGUAGCACCCCCGUCAAGUGUGACGUCAUUGGAUGACGUUUUGAUCAGACUACAGGGAACGUCGAGUCUUAAGAAAGGAAUUACGAUCUCGCAGUAUGAAUUGAUCGUGAUCAGGGAUGAUUAUUCCAAGACGGUCGUGAAUGUGAAGUUUGGAGAUAAUCCGGAAGAUGAAUCGUCAACCGAAUUAACCCAAUCACACUACCCACCCCCGGAGCCAUACGAAAUUGGUCAACUACAAACACUUAGUCAUUCCCUGGGCCCUCAGAUAGUCAGUCGGGCCAAAGAUAAAGAAGACGAGAAAGGUUUCAAAGGGCUCGAUGGGUUCAGUUUUGUUAAGACGAUCAUACAAUCCCUUGGUAAUGCUUUGGAACCGGUAGGAUCGACUUUCGGUCAAGUGAUCUAUCAUUGUAAUGUCAUUCAUGACUCAAAAGGCUCCCAACCGGAGAUUCACAUCAAGGAUGAUAUCAGACCGGGUGAUAUAGUAGCUAGUUACGGGGCAAGCUUCAAAGGGAAAGGGAUCGGGCACAACUCGAUGAAUUUGGGCAGUUCGAUCAGCCCUCAUACUGGAGUGGUUUCGGAAAACGAUAUCAAGAAGAAUAAGUUUAAAGCCUUUGGGGUCUUCAAUGGCAAAGUCGAGUUGAUGUCUUAUCGAUUGGAUGAAUUAAAGAGUGGUUCGAUCGUCGUUUAUCGGGUCUUAGAUAAAGCCUUUUUGGAGUGAUCAUUCUUAUCCUGGAUCACUAUUCUCAUCGGUUCAAAAAUAAAUAAAUAAAGUUUGAUUUGAAUGUUUCUACUCAGCCCAUAUACUAAAGCUCAUCUUUCCCCCGUGUUUCCAUGGUCUUUUAUUCUAUCAUUUCGGUUUUUUUCAGAUUCAGGCCAAGGUACCAGUAAUCAUCAUUAUCAUCAGACAUUCGAAGCUUUUUCUUCUUCUUUUUGUGGUUUGUUGAUCCUUUAUCUUCACAUAUACAAGUAAGAAUAUCUUCAACAUACUUUCCAGAAAACGCAUUUUAUUGUCUCUUUUCCCUUUCAAGUUGAUCGUCAGUGAUUGUGUAAUCAGUUUUUUUUUUUCUUAAUACUUUGAAUUCCACUUGAGUCGAAAUGUAUCAUUAGAGCACAUACAAAUGUCACACUGAUACCUCCCAUCGCCCUUACAAAAAUUAAUAUAAAUACAUCGCCAGGGCUAUGAGCAAGAGUAUAAUGAUUUCUUGAAGACAGUGUCCUGUAGCGUUCCAGUCUCCGGUCUCUUGAAAUCUUUUA
This is a messenger RNA of Puccinia graminis f. sp. tritici CRL 75-36-700-3, 5176 nucleotides long. RefSeq lists its product as uncharacterized. The transcript is spliced from 7 exons. The record is from RefSeq and is a predicted model, not a curated record. Gene Ontology annotation, molecular function: protein binding. The coding region runs from base 201 to 4640 and encodes 1479 amino acids. Lineage: Eukaryota; Fungi; Basidiomycota; Pucciniomycetes; Pucciniales; Pucciniaceae.